This is a messenger RNA of Pungitius pungitius (ninespine stickleback), 2835 nucleotides long. RefSeq names its product solute carrier family 6 member 5 (gene slc6a5). The record is from RefSeq and is a predicted model, not a curated record. Lineage: Eukaryota; Metazoa; Chordata; Actinopteri; Perciformes; Gasterosteidae. Gene Ontology annotation, biological process: synaptic transmission, glycinergic; glycine import across plasma membrane; sodium ion transmembrane transport. Bases 456 to 2810 code for a protein of 784 amino acids. Gene Ontology annotation, cellular component: plasma membrane. The transcript has 16 exons. Gene Ontology annotation, molecular function: glycine:sodium symporter activity.
ACUGAUACAAUAAAAGCCUGAACCCGAACCGAGCUGCGUGUGCUCGCGCGGGAGGCGUCCAUGCACGUGUGUGAGAGCGUCCUACACACAUGCCCAGAGACGAGUGCAUUAAUCAGCUUCGGAGAGAGCCCGUCCGGCGCUCACGCAUGCCGUGCGUAACCGCAACGCACGCAAUUCACGCACGCAUGCACAUACGCGCGUAACGUCGUCUUGGCUCCGGUUGUCCCUUUAAAAAUCCGAAUCCCAAGCCAAUGAUUUAUCAAACUCCUAUUAUCAAGAAAAUGUCACGCGAAGGGCACCUUGCUGAGCACUGACGCAAAACUCCGGACUUUCCCUCGGAGCUCGAGGAAAGCUUUGCACUUUGUGCUCUCGCGCGGCGACGACCAGUCCGCUCCCAGUCCUCUCCUCGUCUCCUCACAGCUGUUUCCAGCCUGCCAGCAGACACAUGCAACAAAAUGGAUUUCUCUGACCAGAGAGAAAUGGCCAAACAGAUGGCCGGCGCCAGCGCUCCGACCGGGUACAUCCCGACACAGCAGCCCGAUGGAGCCGCGGGAUUUACAGCAAACAGACCGGACACCGCGGCCGCGUGCCCCCCGGCCGCCCCGCGCCACCACCCGGCGCCGCAGCCGCCUCCCCCGUGCAACGAGAGCAAAACUUUUUCUAACGCGGAAAACAAACCGGGAGAACUGGACAGCAGCAAAGCGUACGGGACGUUUAAAAGCGCCGCGCCGGCGGCCCCCGGAUCCGCGGCCAUCAACUCGGCCUUCAGGAAGGAUUCCGCCGGUUCGGCCCGCGCGGGGCCCGCCCAGUACGGCGACCCGCUGCGGGCCGCCGCGGAGCAGAACAACGCCGCGGGCAACUGGACGGCCAUGAGCCAGACCACCAUCGUGCUGGGGACAGAUGGCAACACGUCUGUUCAGCCCGGCGCCGUGGCGGGGGAUGACGAUGAUGAUGAGGAAGGAGAUGAGAAUAAGGCCAGAGGAAACUGGUCCAAUAAGAUGGAUUUUAUUCUGUCCAUGGUUGGCUACGCGGUGGGACUGGGGAACGUGUGGAGGUUCCCUUAUCUUGCUUUUCAAAACGGGGGAGGAGCCUUUUUGAUCCCUUACUUGACAAUGCUGGGCAUCGCCGGCAUCCCAAUCUUUUUAUUGGAGGUGUCCCUGGGCCAGUUUGCCAGCCAGGGCCCCGUGUCAGUGUGGAAGUGCAUCCCAGCUUUGCAAGGUUGCGGGAUUGCCAUGUUGAUAAUAUCUGUCUUGAUAGCCAUAUACUAUAAUAUUAUAAUGUGCUGGACACUGUACUACCUGUUCGCUUCGUUGAAGGGCUCACUGCCAUGGGCUAACUGUAGGAAUGAGUGGAACACGGUGGAAUGUAAGGACAAAGACAUGCUGCUAUUAGACACGUGCAUCCUGCGGGACAGAAACAUCACCUCCAUCAAGAACUCCACUUUCUGUCUGUCCCCGAGCAACGUGGGGAACCUGACCAAGCUGAUGAACAUGACAAUAGACGUCAACAAGACCUACGUCAGCCCCAGCGAGGAGUACUUCAAGUACAAUGUGUUGCACAUCUCCAAAGGAAUCGAAUACCCGGGAGACAUCCGCUGGCCUCUGGCCGGCUGUCUGCUCCUCGCCUGGAUCAUCGUCUACUGCUCUCUGGCCAAAGGCAUCAAGUCAUCGGGGAAGGUGGUGUAUUUCACAGCCACGUUCCCCUACGUGGUGCUGGUCAUCCUGCUCAUCAGAGGGAUAACCCUCCCCGGGGCCUUCGACGGCAUCCUCUACUUCAUCACACCCAAGUGGGAGAAGCUGAACGACGCAAAGGUGUGGAAAGACGCGGCCACUCAGAUCUUCUUCUCGCUGUCGGCGGCUUGGGGAGGCCUCAUCACUCUCUCUUCCUACAAUAAGUUCCACAACAACUGCUACAGUGACACCAUCAUAGUGACGUGUACAAACAGUCUCACCAGUAUAUUUGCUGGGUUUGUCAUCUUCUCCGUCAUCGGUUUCAUGGCGCACGAGUUGAAAGUGCCGAUAGAGCAGGUGGCAGAUGAAGGUCCAGGCAUAGCGUUCGUGGUGUAUCCUGAGGCUCUCACCAGACUUCCCCUGUCUCCUUUCUGGGCGAUUAUCUUCUUCCUCAUGCUCCUGACUCUUGGCCUGGAUACCAUGUUCGCCACCAUCGAGACCAUCGUGACCUCCGUGUCGGACGAGUUCCCCAAAUACCUGAGGAAACACAAACCCCUCUUCACCCUGGUCUGCUGCUUCUGCUUCUUCUUCCUGGGCUUCCCCAUGAUCACAGAGAGCGGCAUGUUCAUGCUGCAGCUGGUGGACACUUUCGCGGCCUCCUACUCGCUGGUCAUCAUCGCCAUCUGCGAGCUGGUGGGGAUCUCCUACCUCUACGGUCUGCAGAGGUUCUGCGACGACAUUGAAAUGAUGAUUGGUUUCCAGCCGAACCGAUUCUGGAGAAUCUGCUGGGCCUUUGUGACUCCCACCAUUCUGACGGGCAUCCUGGGACUCAGCCUGUACCAGUGGAAGGGGAUGACGUACGAGGACUACACCUACCCCAACUGGUCCAUGGUUAUGGGCUGGCUCAUGGUCAUCUGCUCCGUCAUCUGGAUCCCCAUCAUGUUCUGCAUUAAGAUGUACCUCGCCCCCGGCACCUUCGGAGAGCGUCUGAAGCUGGUCUGCUCCCCUCAGCCCGACUGGGGUCCGUUCCUGAUGAAGCACCGCGGAGAACGCUACAAGAACAUGACGGACCCCCUGGGAACCAACUCGCUGGGCCUCAAACUGCCCCCCAAGGACUUCCAGCUGGGCUCCUACCAGUAGCAGCCCAGCAACACCUUGUAUUCCC